Messenger RNA from Tachysurus fulvidraco (yellow catfish), 9796 nucleotides. It is a transcript of the gene sorcs3a, whose product is annotated as sortilin related VPS10 domain containing receptor 3. The transcript has 27 exons. Bases 184 to 3849 code for a protein of 1221 amino acids. NCBI's taxonomy places the organism in Eukaryota, Metazoa, Chordata, Actinopteri, Siluriformes, Bagridae. Gene Ontology annotation, cellular component: membrane. The record is from RefSeq and is a predicted model, not a curated record. Gene Ontology annotation, molecular function: protein binding.
CUCUCUUGGCCCGUGUUCAGCUCCUCCUCUCUGUGCUGCCUUUACUUCAUCAGAUAUCCGAACGUGAACAGUUUAGCUGAAGAGCACUUGCCUAAAAAACCGGGAGGGAGCGCGCGCUGAGCAUCCACGCUCCAAACGGAUCCCAAGCCACGAAAUUCGGUAUCCCAGGCACUGCUUUUCACCAUGGACUCGUAUCCUGGCAUGUUCUUGACUCUGUGUACUUGGCUUUUUUGCUCUUUGCGUUUUUGCGCCGUUACCAAAGCGGAGGUAACUUGCGCCUUGUGUCCGUUUCCAGUGCUUGUAAAAACUGGGGACGACCAAAACAAUCCACGCACCAUCAUUCCCACGGAUGCUGGGAAAUCACUUGUCAGUUUCGCAAGCUCGAGAUUGCAACCGGUUCUGGAAGGAGUUUAUGAGUUGGGAAAAGACGCGAGCGCGAACGGCGCACCAAAGUCGAUAGAAGUGGCAGCGCGCUCAACCGGAACGGUCUACAGUGCAAAAACGCCCCCUGAGCAAACUGCACAGGGAAAGCUUGGAUUUGAUAAAGUAGGUGAAAAAGACAGCGCGUUUCUGAGGGGUAAAAGGAGCGUGGCGCAACUGGAUGAAUUUGGCGCAAGCACGCGAGGCGGAGAUUCCGCAGAGUCCACGGAUGCGAUGCUGUUUGUGGAUGGACAGAAACUGCGACGCAACCGCGACGAGGGAAAAGUGACCACUUCCAGAUCGGAGGACCCCAAAGUGAGCAGUAGCACUUUCGCCCUGGCUGGAGACUCCGCUCACAACCACGCUGUGGUUUACUGGACCGGACAAAACAGCAGCGUGAUUCUGAUCCUGACCAAGCUUUAUGACUUCCACUUGGGCAGCGUCACUGAAAGCUCCCUGUGGAGAUCAACAGACUAUGGCACCACCUAUGAGAGAAUGAACGACAAAGUGGGAGUGAAGACAGUCCUGAGUUACCUGUACGUCUGCCCCACCAACCAGAGGAAGGUAAUGGUGUUGACUGACCCAGAGUUCGAAAGCAGCAUCCUUAUAAGUUCUGACGAAGGAGCCAGCUACCAGAAAUACCGUCUCAGUUUCUACGUUCUGAGUCUGCUUUUUCAUCCUUCACAGGAGGACUGGGCUCUGGCCUAUAGCCACGACCAGAAACUGUACAGCUCGUUUGACUUUGGACGGAAGUGGCAUCUCGUUCACGAGCGAGUGACCCCCAACCGCUUCUAUUGGUCUGUAAGUGGUCUGGAUAAGGAAGCCGAUCUGGUGCACAUGGAGGCGUACACUUCUGAUGGACAGUGUCAGUAUAUGGCAUGCCGGGCCCAGGCUUGUUAUGAAUCGAGUAGGACGUUCCCGUUCCCCGGCUACAUCGAGCCGAACUCGCUGGUGGUUCAGGAUGAAUACAUCGUCAUUCAGGUGACUAUGUCUGGGAGAGCUGCUUAUUAUGUGUCUUACCAAAGAGGACCUUUUUUGCGCAUCAAAAUACCUAAAUACUCCCUUCCAAAGGACAUGCACAUCCUAAGUACUGAUCAAGGUCAAGUUUUUGCUGCUGUGCAAGAAUGGAACCAGAACGACACGUACAACCUGUACAUCUCAGAUCCACAUGGUGUUUACUUCACUCUGGCUUUGGAAAAUGUCAAGACCACAAGAGGUCUUGGGGGCAACAGUAUGAUAGACCUGUAUGAGGUUUCAGGAAUCAAAGGGAUGCUGAUUGCUAAUAGAAAAGUGGAGAACCAGGUGAAGACGUACAUCACUUACAACAAGGGUCGAGAAUGGAGGCUGCUGCAGGCGCCCACUACAGACCUGGAGGGGAACGAGAUUUACUGUGUGCAGCCAUUUUGUUCGCUACACCUACAGCUGCAGAUGUCAGAAAACCCUUACGUCUCUGGAAGUAUUACCACCAAGAACUCGGUGCCAGGAGUUAUCAUUGCUAUAGGAAAUAUGGGCUCUGAGCUUUCCUACAAUAAUGUAGGAAUGUUCAUAUCAUCAGAUGCUGGCAAUACCUGGAGACAGAUAUUUGAUGAGGAGCACAACGUUUGGUUCCUGGAUAAAGCUGGAGCUCUAGUUGCAGUGAAACAGCCUACAGUUCCUACAAGACAUUUCUGGAUCAGCUUUGAUGAAGGGAGACAGUGGACACAUCAUAUUUUCUCAGCCUUGCCUCUGUUUGUGGAUGGAGUUCUGGUCGAGCCAGGCAUGGAGAAUCAGAUUCUGACGUUUUUUGGACACUUCAGCGAUCGCUCUGAGUGGCAGCUGAUCAAAAUCGACUACAAGUCCCUGUUUACCAAACGCUGCUCCGAAGGAGACUACCAAACGUGGCACUUGCACAAUCAGGGUGAGCCAUGCGUAAUGGGCCAAAAGCAGAUCUUCAUCAAGCGCCGCCCAGGCAACUACUGCAUGAUGGGAAAGGACACCAGGAUCUUAUCGGCUGAGCCUUGUAUCUGUCGAGCACAUGAUUUUGAGUGUGACUAUGGCUAUGAGCGUAGAGGUGAUGGUAACUGUCUCCCUGCAUUCUGGUUCAAUCCUGCUACUGUAUCACGGAGCUGCAGUCAAGGCCAGAACUACUUCAACAGCACAGGUUAUCGCAAAGUAGCAGCGAACAACUGCACCAAAGGGGUGAAAGAGAUGUACACAGCCAGGAAACAGCAGUGUCCCAAUCGCCCCCCUCGAGGACUGCACCUGACAACCCGUGACAGCACCCUCAAAGCAAAUAUGGGCUCUAACGUCACCUUCAUAGUCCAACUGGAAGAGGGAGACUCGAUGAGGACUAAUAUCCAAUUGGACUUCGGGGAUGGGACAGCGGUGUCCUACUCUAACCUUAGCUGGACAGAGGAGGGGAUCAGACAUGUGUACCGCAACACAGGAAUCUACCGUGUCACUGCCAUUGCCGAGAACAGCCUGGGAUCUGAUUCCAGCUCCCUGUACCUGCAUGUGGUGUCUCCUGUUGAACAUAUCCAGUUGCUAGCUCCAUUUGUGGUUAUUAAGAACAAGGAAGUGAACUUGACUGCAGUGGUCUGGCCCUCUUACUCUCGAACCCUCACCUACUUCUGGUGGCUGGGGAACAACACAGAGCCUAUCAUCACUCUAGAGGGCAGCAUAUCCUAUGUGUUUCCAGUGGAGGGGACAUACACGGUAACGGUACAAGUUUCAUCAUCCAACACCAUUCUUCAAGACACCAAACAAAUCGUUGUUCAAGAAUUCUUUAAAUCGCUGCUUCUAUCUUUUUCUCCGAAUCUGGACGAGGCCAAUCCGGACAUCCCAGAGUGGAGGCAUGACGUAGGCAGGAUAAUUAAAAAGGCUGUGCUUCAAAUAGCUGAUAUUCCUGCUGAGCAGCUGCUGGUGGCUGUUUUCCCUGGACUCCCGACAGCUGCGGAGCUUUUCCUGCUUCCCAGCAAGAACCAGUCUGACAGCAGGAAAGGGAGUGAGGAGGAUCUGGAGAAGAUCUCAGAAAUCCUUGCCAAUGCAUUAAACCAGAACCUGGUAGAAUUUGAAAUGAAACCAGGAUCCAGAGUUAUCGUCUAUAUCACACAGCUAACAUUAGCUCCGCUGGUGGACUCAAUCCCUAGACACAGCAGUUCUGCCAUGCUGAUGCUCCUCUCCGUGGUGUUCUUGGGUUUAGCGGUCUUCCUCAUUUAUAAAUUCAAGAGAAAAAUUCCCUGGAUUAAUAUAUACGCUGAGGUGAACCAAGAGAAAGAGCAGGAGAUGAUCGGCACAGUGGGUCAGAACGACACAACCCCCAAAAUUAAGCUCAGUGAGUUCUCCAGCCCUAAAGAGCUUAUGGAGAAGGAUUUGGAAGUCCGUGUUAAACGUGGAAUGAUCAACGUCUGUGAAAGCACAAGAGAGAUUCCCAACUGUACAAGUGUCUAAAUGACCCAAGACAUGUUGGCAGUGCAGUGUAAUCAAGUGUACAGAAGUGUUGCCAUUUUGAAAGUUCUGUAUGUUCUCCUUCAUUUUGUAAUUUCAGAAACAGUCAUUGUUAAUAGUUUUCUAAGGACCUCGUUUAUACAGAUUUGCAUGGACGUCUUGUUUGAUAAGAUCUAUGAGGAAAACCUAAAUGCUUAAUGAGACCUUUUUAAUGACAUUGCUUGUUUGAGAGAAAAUAAUGAGGCACAGUGGUAAGUUGAGAGCAAACUAGUCUUUUGUCCUUCUCGACGAUAAGAAUAAAAUAAAAAACAAAACAAAAAAAGUACCUUUGCAAUGUAUUGAUGGCAAAAUACACAUUCCAUAGGAGUUUCAUCGCGUCCGUGACAUCUGUUGCAGAAUCAGAAUGUAUGAAUUAUACUGUAGCUAUUAUUAUUAUUAGCUAUUAUACUGUAACAAUCUUUUCUUUUUUUUCUUCAUUUUUGUUACAGAAUUUACUGUACAUCCUUUUGAACGCCGGUCAUUUUAUAGGAGGCAAAUCCAGUUUAAAAACGUUUAGUCGGCAGGGAAAAGAACCGUUGAUGCUUGUAGCUAGUCAUUAAAAGAAAACAGAAGCAGUGCAAUACUUACUUCUUGAACAGAAAGGUUGUGGUGAUUAUUUCUUAUAAUAUGAAAAUAUUAUCGACUCAGAAAUUUUAUCUAUUCUAUUUAUUCUACCCUAUUACUUCUCACCGACUGAUAGUGAUUAUAAUUAAUCUUUAUAAUUAGGUUUUAAUUAUAAUUAGUUGAAGGCCGAAUCAACAGUAAAACGCACAUUGACAAAUUUGUUGAUUCAUAGUUCUUAUACAAGCUAGAAUGCAAAGAACAAACAAAACACUCGAUUAUGUCACUAGAAUCAUAAUGGUUAGGACUUCUGAAAGACUGGUUAUUUAAAGGGAGAAUGCUGGGUGACAAUAGGUGUUGAUUAGUAGUCUUGGGAGAACUAGAACGAGGUAGCUGAUCAUGUGACAGGUCAUUUGGCUGAGUUUAUAUGAGGAUUCUGGGAAAAGGCCUUAUUUAAUUGCAGCCUUAAUCAUUUCCAUGCAUUUGUAUUGCAAUAUACUGCUGUAAAUGUUAUAAAAUUUUGGUUUAUUACCAAGUGAUUCUAAAAGAAUGAAACCAAUGCUGUCAAAUCUAACAUGUUUACAGCAGUAAUAGAGGUUUUUUGGGUUAAGUAUCCAAGUUUAUCGCAGCAUCUGUGUUUAAAAUGACUAAUAGUUCAUUUUAAUUUUUUCAUAUUGUCAGGAAUUUUUUUUGGCCUGCGAACGCCUUACAAAAACAAUGCCUUAUUGCCAUAUUAGGUGUUUUGCCAUCAAAACAUGUACACUUCAAAACUUCAUUCCUACUCAUUCGAGCAAAGGAUAUUGUAUAAAGGCGUACGAUAAAGUAUUUCUAUCAAAAAUUAUGAGUUUAUUGUUCGUUUGUUUUAUAUCAGAUAUUGUGUCAUGUCUCCCAGGGAACAGCUUUGAACUGUAUCAUAGUCUCGAUAGAGCUCCAGAUUUUCAUUUCUCUGUAUAUACAGCGCAUACGCUGUCACUUUCACAUGCUUCUAGUGUAAAUAUAGUGGCAAAGACAAAACUGUGAACCAGAUCACAGUAACAAAAAAUGUGUUGAGUUUACUUUUUAUGGAAUCGUUGAUCAUUUUGCCAAUGUCCUUGACAUGUGCAUGUUAUUUACAAGGACAUGAUCUACAGUAUGUGUUGUAGAUAGUAAGCAAGCACUGUAAAUAGUUCUUUUUUUAGUCAUCAGUGUUGGGAUUCAGUUUUGUUUUGGUAUUUUUUUUUUUUCACAUAAUACAUAUUUGAUCUUAUAUAUCCUGCUAUUGCCCUGUUGUUUACCUCUUUCACAUAGAAAUACAUUCUGUUUAGCAGAAACUAUUGGGGAAACAUUUGGGGAUAUUUUAAAAUGUAAAAUAAGAGUAAGAGGAAUAUUACAAUUAUUACUUCGGCUACUGUUACCGUUCUUGUUCAUGCGGUUUAUUGCACCGUAUCCAAUUUUCUAUGAGAAAGAGGUCAUGUUUAAGUAUCAUUUACAGAUGUAUUGACACUGAUAUAAAAUUUUACAAAGUUCUAAAAAAGAAUCAAAUGCUCCAAUACUUCUUUAAGUAGCCAUCAUGUAAUAAGUCAGUUGUUUGCCCUUUGAAUCUACAGUACAGUAGCUCUCACAUUCAUCAUUUACACCAGUCAGUCAUAACAUUGUAUGAAUACGUGAAGUGAACAACAUUGAUGAUAUCAUUACAAUGGUAAUCCCGGGGUGGGAUCUAUGAGGCAAAACGUGAACAGACAGUUCUUGAAGCGGGAAAAAUGGGCAAGUGUGCAAUAGUGACUUUGACAAGGACAAGAUUGGGAUGGCUAGAUGUCUGGGUCAGACAUCUAGCCAUCCCAAUCUUGUCCUUGUCAAAGUGACUGUGUCAUAGAUGCCCAAGGUAUACUGAUGCGCAAGGGGAGCAAAGGCUGGCCCUGGUUUGAACCCACAGAUGAGCUACUUUGGCACAAAAUGCUUAAGUUAAUGCUGGCUAUAACAGAAAAGUGCCAGAACACACAGUGCAUCAUGGCAUGCUUGAGUACAUGGAGGCAUCAUGAUGCACUAAGGGAAAAAGACAAGCUGGUAGAAGCAGUGUGAUUCUCUCAGCAAUGUUCUGCUGGGAACCCUUGGCUCCUACCAGUCAUGUGAAUGUAAUUUUGACAUGAACAACCUACAUAAACAUUGGUCCAGACCAAGUAAACUCCUUCAUGGAAGUGCCAUUCCCUAACGGCAGAGGAUUUAUUCAUUCAGCAGGAUAAUGCUCACUACCACAGUACUAGCGAAUGCUUUGAAAGCAUGGCAGCAAAGAGCCCUCAGUCUGAUUGAAUACAUCUGUUAGAUGUUCUGGACAAAUAAAUACAAUCCAUGGAAGCCCCAUCUCGCAACUUACAGUACUUAAAGGAUCUGCUGCUAACAUCCUGGUGCCAGCUACCACAGCACACUUUCAAAGGUCUUGUGGAGUCCAUGCUUUGGUGAGUCAGAGCUGAAAUGAUGUCCACAAAAUUAGGCAGAUGGUAGAAGUGUUAUGGCUGAUCAGUGUGUAUAUCUUUUUAGUUUCUAUAUCUCUUUAUGAAAAGAUCAAGGCAGAAGAUGCCCAUCCAUACAAAUGUGGAAAACAGCGUUUUGGAACGUUCCUGAAGCAUAAGAAGGGUUAGUUCCAGUUAAUCACAAGCAGUCAUAUUACAGAGAACCCAGAAACUACAAAUCCCUCUGUCCUGAAGACUAUUCUAUGUUGGAAAACUAGCACUACUUUUACCUAAAUGUCACAUAGUGCUAACACUGGAGACUCCUUCCAAAGAUGCUAAAUAAUUGUAAAUAAUUCAGGAACAAAUGCGUUCGGGUAAACCUUCGUUUUGCCUUGCAGCAUGAGAGCAUCUCCACUCUCUAACCGAUUAGAACCGAUGACUUCAGCAGCGAUGUAGUAUAAUGUUAAUGCUAAGACAUUGAAAAAAAAAAAGAUUACUCUAACCUGAAGUACACAACAUGUUUGGCCUCACUGAUUAUUUUUAUUCGACUGUCACUUACUCAAACAGACUCCUUAUAUAGACUCCAUGCAAACUUUAAAAGAAACAUCUACUCAUUUAUGUGUUUUCUUGUGCUUAUUUAUUCCAGUUUGACAUUUUGCGUGUUCCAUCUUACUUUUCUGCCGGCACGGUUGUAAGGAAUCGUUACCAUAGUUACCAAUUACCAAGUUACCAUAGUUUUCCUGUCACUUGCUACCAUUCUUCUUUAACCUCUCACAUCAUUAAGACAUUUCCACCCACAGAACUGCUGUUCACUCACUUUAGAAGAUCAGGAGGUUUUUUUGUUGUUGUUUGUUUUAUUUAUUCCCCAAAUUCUGAUGAUUUUUGAACAAUAACUGAAGAUUUUAACCUGUAUCUUCAUCUGCUAUAUGCUGCACUGCUGUCUGGAUAAUUGCAUGAAUAAGCAGUUGUGCAGAUGUUGUUAAUGAAACAGGUCAAUGAUGUGAAAACCUAAAAAUAAUGUAAUGACAAACCAAACAAACACAACAACUCAUUUUAGCCCUGAAACCAUUUUCCUCCUUUGCGGAUAUAUUUUGUGAGAUGUCACCUGAAAGCCCAGGAGACAUUACUUAUUGAUAAACCUUUAUAAACCAACAUUAAACAAAAUGUGAGAUGUGUUGAUUCAGCGUGGCUGAUGUUACUUACUAAGUAAGGCUCAUUUACAGUAUCCUCUUUUCUACUCUUUUUCUACACUGCACUUUAUUUUUAACAGCGCAAGCAUCAUGUAAGCCUAACGAGAUGGCCUAGGUUUUAUUUAAUUAUCUCAAACUCUCCUAGCAAGCUAUUUCCUGCCCCAAAAAAACCAAAACCCUCAUUUCCUACAUGGAAGUGCAGCGAUCCAUGCAUGCUGAAGUCAGCAUGUAAUUAACGUUUAGCAGACAGCAGAGCAGGACUGACACUCAUAACUCAAUACACCUUUGCUUGUUAAUGCUUGCCACUUUUCCCUUGGCGUUCUCGUCCAUCACAAUUCUAAGCCUUCGUUAUUUAAUACGUGUUGCACAUUCAUGUGCUUCCUUUGUACUCCAUUUCAUGCUUACUUAUUUAUAUACAUACAUAUAAAUAUACAUUGUAUGGAAAAAGGUUAAGGCUAGGUUUUAGGGGUGGGGUUUGCACAAAUUUGAAUGUAUACAUUAUUGUUGCUUGUGGAAAUGUGUACAGAUCACACAGUCAUUAUCUGUUUGGACAUAAGUAGGAUCUCACAUUUGCAAAUUGAACCGAAUUUGUCUAUAUGGAAAUAUCUUCGGUUCAAACUCGCGAGCGACAAGUUUCUCAGGUCACUUUUCUAAUAGUCUCUACUGUUGUUGCUUGUGGCUAAGAAAUAAAGCCUAAACUGUAGGUAAGGCUAUAGGCUAACUAGUUAAGUACAAAUUUAAUAGUGUGUUAGUUGUUUUAUGCUAGGCUUGGUUGUAACAGAGGUAGCAGAUUAGAAAGCGAGGUCGAUACAUACAGUAUGCCAAUUGCUACAUAUAGUUCACCAGAAGCACCAACGAUCUCUGUUACUUCCCUGCAAGCCUUAUGUUACUUCAUGACACACACUGAUGCACAUUCAAUAAGAUAAUAAUUUAACAGAACUAAAGUUAUGAGUAGAACUGAAUAAAUGUUCACACACAGUGAUUUAAUAGCCUAGAAUUGAGAAAUUGUGUCUCCAUGUUGUGGAAAUAUUACUAAAUUGAAACUGAAUGACUGAGUGAUUGUCACUUCGCCACUCGCUAGUCUGAACCGAAUUUUCCCUGCAAAUUAAAGAAUCCAAAUAUUACAAAAUUCUACUAGCUUUUUUUUUUUGUCUUGCUAUUUUUUCCUUAUCCUUCAUGACACUAAGGCUAUAAAUAUGGACAUGCAACAGGAUUUAAGGUGCAAGGAAUAUCUCAAAAGCAAAAUAGUUAAAAACAAAGGUUUAGAGCUAAAAAAGAAAAGACGUAUGCCAGUAAUGCUAUUUUAUUUUCAGGAGUCUGCUUCAUCUUUGGAUAAGCUGAAAUAAUAUGAACCAUGUUCUGGAAAGCCUGUUAGCAUCUGUUCCAGGAUUUUACUUCAGACUGUGCAGUGUGUACAGCCCAAAUCAGUCAUUCUUUGUUUGUUUUCUCAACAUGUUCUUUUUGUUGUUGUUAUCUGAUAUCUGAUGUAAUUGGUUUCACUUCAUUGGGGAUCAUUUCAUGGUCCAGAGCAACAUUCAGCAAAUAAUUUAAAAAAAAAGGACUGGAAAUAUAAGAAAGCAGAUGAGCUAAUGAGCUCCUGGUCCUUGUUGUUUAUUGUAAAAUCAUUUCAAUGGGCAACUGCAUGGCUCAUGAUGAUCAUCUUUAGUUCAGCAUUUCUAUAAGAAAUAACUGUCAUUUUGAAAUUGUUUCAAAUAAAUGUAUUUUUGUACAUCA